Messenger RNA from Dipodomys ordii (Ord's kangaroo rat), 1095 nucleotides. RefSeq names its product amnion associated transmembrane protein (gene Amn). The record is from RefSeq and is a predicted model, not a curated record. The annotation marks the transcript as partial. Gene Ontology annotation, cellular component: apical plasma membrane; endocytic vesicle. Gene Ontology annotation, biological process: intracellular protein localization; receptor-mediated endocytosis. The transcript has 8 exons. Lineage: Eukaryota; Metazoa; Chordata; Mammalia; Rodentia; Heteromyidae.
AUGCCCGCGGCCUGUUCAUUCAACAAGUCAUCCAGUCCCCGGAGACACGUGGCCGGGGAGGGCGGGGGCAGCGGCAGACCCCGGCGGGAGCAGCUCUGCCUGGACAGCACCAUGGCCCUGUGCUCCCAAACCGGCCAAAAAGGGGCCCUGGCUCGGCGGUGGCGUCACGCCUCUCCCUUCUCUGCCCAUCCCGGUUUCCUCGUGGGGAGGCGGGGCUCCGACCUGCUGGGGGUCACCAGGGCCUGCACACCCCCACCCUCGGACAUUCCUGCUGCACCGGCUUCCCUGUGGUGCCACGCCAUCGCCAGAUGCCCGCCAUCCCGGCUUGUCAUUACCAACACUCCUUCCUUUGACGCUGGCAGCGCCGACGGAUGCCUGGGGCAGCAUGAACGGGGGCUGAGGACGGCCAGGAGAGCACUGGCACCUGGGUGCCAGAGUGGGAUCCACGCGCAUGCCCAUAGCAGGCAGCUCUGCGCGCUCACCCGGGCCGCCGACAAAGUCUGGGUCCCCAACACCGGCUUCGAGACCGCCGCCAACUGGAACCAGAACCGGACCCCGUGCGCGGGCGCCGCCGUCCAGUUCCCCGCGGACAAGGUGGUGACCGUUCUGGUGCGCGAGAAUCACGCCAUCUCCGACGUGCUCCUGCCGCUGGAUGGAGAGCUGGUUCUGGCAUCGGGAGCGGGAUUCCGUGUGGCGGGAGAUGGCCCGCGCCCCAACUGUAACGCCGGGGGCCCCGCGAUCUUCCGCAAUCCGGACCGCUUCUCGUGGUGGGACCCGCACCUGUGGCGCACCCGGAACGAGGCGCAAGGCCUCUUCUCUGUGGACGCCGAGCGCGUGCCCUGCAGCGACGACGACGUCUUCUUCCCAACCAAUGCCUCCUUCCGCGUGGAGCUCGGCCCGGGCGCCAGCCCCGCGCGCAUCCGCAGCCUUUCAGCCCUGGGUCAGACGUUCACGCGCGACAGGGACCUGGCGGCCUUCCUGGCGUCCCGCGAGGGUCGUCUGCGCUUCCACGGGCCGGGCUCGCUGAGCCUGGGCUCCCAGCCCUGCGCCGACCGGUCGGGCUGCGUCUGCGGCAACGCGGAGGUGAGCAGCCCG